This is a messenger RNA of Aspergillus oryzae RIB40, 621 nucleotides long. RefSeq lists its product as uncharacterized. Lineage: Eukaryota; Fungi; Ascomycota; Eurotiomycetes; Eurotiales; Aspergillaceae. The record is from RefSeq and is a predicted model, not a curated record. The transcript has 2 exons. The coding region runs from base 1 to 621 and encodes 206 amino acids.
AUGUCUAUUCACAACCAUAACAAACCAUGGCUUCGGGGGGCAGAGGAAUUCAGGGGCCAGAGAUUGCUUCCCCACGUCAUCGACUAUCAUGCCCAUAAUGAGCCCAAUCGCGUAUUCAACUCCAUGCCAAGAACGCAAAAUAUUGCGGAUGGCUUUCGAGAUGUCGACAUGAAGACAAUGGCUACCGCGGUCAACUUUAUGGCCUGGUGGUUAGAUGGUCAUUUCAAGGAUGUCCCUAAAGAGAAGAAAGUUCUAGCAUAUGUCGGAGUACCAGAUAUCCGAUAUCCCGUUCUUUUGUUCGCAGCAAUUAAAGCUGGAUGGACGACAUUCUGGGUAUCACCUCGAAACCCGCCUGACCACAACCUGUAUUUGCUGCUUGAGGCGAAAGUUAAUCUUGUUCUCUACGCCGAUUUAAUGGAACCGGUUGUGAAAGGCAUCCAGCAGCUUAACUCCACAGCUCAGAUACCCUAUACGGUGGUGCCAUCCGUGGAUGAAGUACUGAAUGGCCAGUCCCCUCCGUACCCUUUUGAUGUUUUGUUUGCGGACGUCAAAGACGAAAGAUGCCUUGCUAUGCACACGUCUGGGUCCACAGGUACACUCCCCCCUCUCAAAGCCUACUAG